AUAAGGUUUGUCUCUUUAAAUUAACCCCCUCAGUUAGCCCCACCUCCUGCUCCUUAAACGGCCAAUCAACGCGUAGUGCACGUGACGAGCGGUCUUUGCGAUGACUUCAUCCCUGGUGUGGGAUGACGUCAAAUUCAAGAUGGAUGGGAUCACGACUAGCACGCAGCAACCUCGACAACAGUGAAGAAAGUCCGGGCUGCGUGAAGACCAGACACCUGUCGACGGAACGGCCAUGGAGAGCCUGGUGCACUACAGUAACCCGCCCCACGCCCUCUCUGUGCUGGGGGUCCUCAACGAGCAGCGGCUGCAGGGCCACAUGUGUGACGUGGUUCUAGUGGUGGCCGACCAAAGGUACCGGGCCCAUAAGAGCGUUCUCGCUGCCAGCAGUGAGUACUUCCAAACUCUUUUCUCACGGACGGACGCCGAGUCGCCGGAAGUGGUAAACCUGGACUUCUGUGAGCCCGACGCCUUUGAGAUUGUUCUCAACUACAUCUACUCCUCCUGUCUGUUUGUGGACAAAGGCAGCCUGGCAGCCAUCCAGGAGCUGGGAUACAGCCUUGGAAUUCCCUUCCUCACCAACAUCGUGUCAACAAGGCCGCAUGCUUCCUACUGCGUGUCCAGAAAAAGGCUCUCAUUCUCAGAGGGGGACGAGAACGACGCCCAAACAAGGAGCGUCAUUGUGUGUCGGGUCCAGAACAACUCAGUCCCUCUCUACUUCUCAAAUUAUCAGGGAAAAACUUUGGAGAGAUCAUCAUCGUCGUCAUCUCCCUUCACUCGAGAGGCAGCUCUGCCUCCACCAGAACACAAAUCAAACGAGUCCGGCAGGAAGUGUUCAGAAAUGAGCCGCCUGUCAGAGAGGAAGUCCAGCUAUCCGUAUGCCUCCAUAUUAAAGGAAAACUCCUCACACAUUUCAUCCGUCAGGCCACAGCUGACAUCCUCCGUGUCUUUUAGCGAUGCUGAGGGUCAGCACGUACAGCCGCUGUCCGGUAUUGGCAUGAAGGAGGACAACGAUGAGCUGGAGCUCCACUAUCAUAAUAGAGUCCCCCCUCAGGCCCAGUCCGCUGAGCUGAGCCAGACCCCCGACAGGAGCGGCCCGCUCAUCAAAAGCCUCUUACGGAGAUCCUUAUCCAUGGACAGCCCCGUUCCAGUUUUCUCUCCCACGCUGGAGCUGAAGGAUCUUCAAAACCGAGAGCAGUCGGUCGUCAAAAUGGCCUCCAAGGCUUCUGGAUCAGAAACCUUCUCCCACAAUGGCAGCUCAAGCAGAGCGUCCUCUCUGGUUCUCAGGUCCAAGCCCCCCGGCAGGUUUGAUAAAGAAACUCAGGUAGAGGAUCUCAGUGUGAAGGCUGAGCCCAGCAGUCCACUCGCUGACCCCAUGGACAUUAUUCGGAUCACAGUGGGAGACACUUUGCCGGUCAGUCUGAAAAACCUGCAGAAUAAUUUCUGCCAAGGCUCCAGGGCCGACUUUAGUCCACUGGGAAAACGGAAAGAAUGGGCCGACAACAGGAGGUACCCGUUCAAGAAGAGCAAGUUCUUUAAAGAAGACGCUGUUUCACUUGAUGCUAACGUGUCCGAGCCUGCACCCCAGCACGCCCCCGAUCAGAGCAACGGGGAACCUCCUGCCAACAAGGUGUACAAAUGCUGGAACUGUUUAAAGGUUUUCCGGUCCAGCACCGGAUUACAUCGUCACGUAAACAUGUAUCACAACCCCGAGAAGCCGUACGCGUGCGACAUCUGCCAUAAGCGCUUCCAUACCAACUUCAAAGUGUGGACUCACUGUCAGACCCAGCAUGGUGUGGUUCAGAACCCGGCAUCGUCCUCCACCUCGUCAGUGCUGGAUGAGAAGUUUCAGAAGAAGCUGAUCGACAUCGUGAGAGAGAGGGAAAUAAAAAAAGCGUUGCUCUGGAAGCUGAAGAGGAACAAGCAGAGUCUGCAGCCUCCACUUGCUAAAAAGAGAGCCAGGUCUAACUUCAUUUGUCCUUAUUGUGGCAAAGUUUUUCUGUUCCAGUCUCAGUACAGGCAGCAUUUACGGACCCAUCCAGCUGACAGGAACGAGCGGGAUGUGGAGCGGGAAGGCGCGCUCUACCCGGAGCGGGAUGAGAUCAUUCAGCAGAACACGGACACAGGUGUCUACACCUGCAGGCUCUGCAACGUCAGACUGUCGUCGCCGCUGGAGCAGGGGGACCACGAGAGGGGCUGCAGGCAUGCCACCGUGUGUCCUUACUGUGGUCUCCGUUUCUCCAGUCCGGGUGUCAAGAAGGAUCACGAGGCUCACUGCAAGUACAAGAAACUGACAUGUCUGGAAUGCAUGCGCACCUUCAAAUCCUCCUUCAGCAUAUGGCGCCACCAGGUGGAGGUCCACAACCAGAACAUGAUGACUAGUAAAAACCAGAUUCAGCCCAAGCUACAGGAGAGCAACAAAGAAAAGCCCAAGUUCCUCCGGGAGGAGCCUUACAGCAACGACCCCGCUUCAGGUGGGCGGUUCGGACAAAACAUGACUUACAGUGACUCCUCAGGUCCACCCAUGUAUGACUCGGAGGACUCCUUGUCCUACGCUCCUGAGGAUCUGAGCAUGGGCCACCAAGGGAACCUGGUGGUGAAGGAGGAGCCUUUUGAGGAAGCAGUGAGUGAGAGGGACAACACGGAGGCUGCAAAAGCCGGGCUGGAAGAACCCGGCGUGUGGCCCUGUGAGAAGUGUGGGAACCUCUUCAGCUCUCGUAAAGACCUAGAGCGCCACCAGGAGCUACUGUGCCUCAUAAAGCCCUUCAUCUGUCACAUCUGCAACAAAGCCUUCAGGACCAACUUCCGCCUUUGGAGCCACUUCCAGUCUCACAUGUCCACUUCAAACGAACCUGGAGCCAAAGAAAUGGACAGGCACCCACCGUCUGCGUCUCCCUCCCCACCUCUGACUCCUAAAACCUCCGAGCACCUCCCCGUACAGGCGGCACCAGUGGCAGCUGUGGUCACAGAGGAGUCCAGCAGCCCAGAACCCUGCAGCUCCUUGCCCAGCACAACAGCGAGACCCGAGGCUGAGCCAGGCAGCCACGGUUCCCCAUCCAAAUCCAACAGCCUGGAGAACCCCGCUGGACCUCCGGAGUCCGACACGCUCUUCUACCACGCUCCGUCGCUGUCCGCCCUGACCUUUAAGAGGCAGUACAUGUGUAAACUCUGUCACAGAACCUUCAAGACGGCCUUCAGCCUGUGGAGCCACGAGCAGAGCCACAGCCACAUCUGAAUGUACCGCACUCUGCCCGCCACUGAAGCGGCCAUGUUUGUUACAGAUGUAAACAUGAAUGUGCAAUCAAGUGCUAUAGUCCUCUUUCAGAUCGUGUGAAGCCGGCUCCUCGUCCAGAAGUGAUGUGAGAAUCUGUUGGUGUUUACCUCUGUAGGGUCAGGGUUCAUCUUUAUGCACUUUGUUAUUACGCUUGUCUCUGAUAGGACAGAAGCAAAGCCUCGUUUACAUAACGGGGGUCAAAUAUCCGGGAUGCUCGGCAUUCCCAUCAGCUGUUCUCCACAGAAUUUAAAAUAAGCCGACAGAUACUUUCUCAGCCUGAUUAAAUCUGCUGCGGUGUGGAUAAGUUCGAUAAACCAAAAGGUGUCUGCCAAAAGAGAGAGAGAGCUGUUUUUAACCCCAUAAAAAGCUUCCAGUAGACGUGAGCUGUGUAGAACCAGCUGAUGGAUCUGGGAGCGUUUCCUGGUAUCUAAUGGUGUUCGGCACCACCUACACACGACCACGGGCUGCUGAAUUUAUCCUGCUUCGAUCGCCUUAAGCAACCUUUUUCUAUGAUUUACGUGAAAGCACAAGAAGACCGCUGACUCAGGCAUUUCAGGGUGAAAGACAGGCAAAUAAAAUGGUACUCCUGCUUUCUGGAGAUUUAUUACAGAGGUGGUGUUUGAUAGUAUUGCAGUGGUUUCAUCACAGUUAGGUGAUAGUAUUUUUGUACAAGUGUGUGUGUGUGUGUGUGUGUACAUAUAUAUAUAUAUAGAUAUAGAUAUAUACACACUCCUGCUUUUGGCUUGGUGGGGUAACCUGUAAGUGUUGUGCCUGUUAGGCUGGGGAGAGUCCGAGUGCUCCAGUCCACCUUUACCCCACACAGAGCACGGGGCUGUGUAGUGAACAGAUGGUGUUGCUAAUAGUGCUCUUAACUUCUAGUGAGGACACCUUCCACAGACUCGUGUUUGUACGCUCCACUUUUGUACCCGUUGGAUCUUUUUACUCUUCUGUGCUCUUACUGCAAUAAUGGAUAUUUGUAUUGGCGUUGGUUGUAUUAAUGUUGCUUUCUGAGUUUUGUGUUGGAGUUUUCUACACUUAUUUUGUGCCACACUUCAGUAAUAAAGUGUAACAGCCUCAA
This is a messenger RNA of Nothobranchius furzeri (turquoise killifish), 4349 nucleotides long. RefSeq names its product zinc finger and BTB domain containing 21 (gene zbtb21). Lineage: Eukaryota; Metazoa; Chordata; Actinopteri; Cyprinodontiformes; Nothobranchiidae. Gene Ontology annotation, cellular component: nucleus. Gene Ontology annotation, biological process: regulation of transcription by RNA polymerase II. The record is from RefSeq and is a predicted model, not a curated record. Gene Ontology annotation, molecular function: DNA-binding transcription factor activity, RNA polymerase II-specific; protein binding.